Eurypyga helias (sunbittern) is the source of this 627-nucleotide messenger RNA. Its product is annotated as NADP-dependent malic enzyme, mitochondrial-like. NCBI's taxonomy places the organism in Eukaryota, Metazoa, Chordata, Aves, Eurypygiformes, Eurypygidae. The transcript has 5 exons. Gene Ontology annotation, cellular component: mitochondrion. Bases 1 to 627 code for a protein of 208 amino acids. Gene Ontology annotation, biological process: malate metabolic process; pyruvate metabolic process. Gene Ontology annotation, molecular function: malate dehydrogenase (decarboxylating) (NADP+) activity; malate dehydrogenase (decarboxylating) (NAD+) activity. The record is from RefSeq and is a predicted model, not a curated record.
AUGGCUUUUACACUGGAAGAGAGGCUGCAGCUGGGAAUUCAUGGUCUCCUUCCUCCUUGUUUCCUGAGCCAAGAUGUUCAAGUCCUUCGUGUCAUGAAGAACUAUGAGAACAAGUCUAACGAUCUUGACAAGUACAUUGUUCUUAUGACAUUACAAGACAGGAACGAGAAGCUUUUUUAUCGAGUGCUGACCUCUGACAUCGAGAGAUUCAUGCCCAUCGUUUACACCCCAACGGUUGGCCUGGCUUGUCAGCAGUAUGGUUUGGCUUUCAGGAGACCACGGGGGUUGUUUAUCACCAUCCAUGACAAAGGCCAUAUUGCAACAAUGCUAGACUCUUGGCCUGAAGAGAAUAUUAAGGCUAUUGUGGUGACAGAUGGCGAGAGGAUUCUCGGUUUAGGAGACCUGGGAAGUUACGGCAUGGGUAUCCCAGUGGGGAAGCUUGCUUUGUACACAGCUUGCGGUGGAGUUCACCCACAACAGUGUCUCCCUGUCCUGCUGGAUGUUGGCACAGACAACGAGGCUCUCCUGAGUGAUCCGCUCUAUAUUGGACUGAAACACAAGCGGGUUCGUGGGAAACAGUACGACGAACUGAUUGAUGAGUUUAUGCAGGCAGUUACCGACAAGUAA